AUGGCGGAGGGCGCCUCUGCGCCAGAGCCGUCGCUCGGCGGGGACGUGGCGGGUAGCGGCAGUACCGCUUCCCAGGACUUGGCCCACGAGGGCGCGGGUGGGCGCCGCUUCGGCGUCGGGGCCGCCGUGCUGUGCCGGAGCGGAGAGGACGCCUGGGUCUCGGGGCGUGUGGUGUCGGUGGACUUCCGGGACGAGGCCUGGCCGCCCGGGCGCGUGGAGCCGUACGUGGUGGCGCUGGACGACGGGAGUGACUCCGUCUUCGUGCACCUGGACAGCGAGGACGCGGUCCGCUGCGCGAGGUCGGCGCGGCGGUGCGCGGAGCCCUGGUGGGCGGCCAUCUUCAAGGACAGGCCAGGCUCGCACUUCGCGCGAGGGGCGCCCGCUGAGGUCGCGGAGCUGGGGCGCCUCAGCGCCGGGCGGGACGUCGACGAGCAGGACGAGCGCGGGGAGAACGCCCUCCUGAUCUCCACGCGGUACUCCUGGCUCGCCGGCGUGCAGGAGCUCCUGGACCCCGACGUUGUCAACGACCUGGGGCAUGCACCCCUCCAUCUGGCACUCCUCGGCAUCGGCAGGGAGGCCGCCAUGGUGGGCGCGCUGCUGCACGGGCGCGCCGACCCGUCGCGGAGGGGCUCUGCUCCAGGCCGGCUGUCCCUGUUCGACGAGCUGCCGGAGUCAGAGGCGGCGGGGCUCACGCCGCUGCACUGCAGCGCGGCCGCGGGCAUGCUGGACAUCUCCAGGGCGUUGGUGGAGGCCCGCGCUGACAUCGAUGCGCGGCACGCUUUGGGCGAGACGGCCCUGCGCUUGAGCAUCGCGGAGGGCCACACGGAGGUGGCUGACUUCCUGCUCAGUGCCAGAGCGGACGUGGAUGCGGGCCCAGACCUUGGAACUGGAAUGACCCUGCUCAUGGAAGCGGCCCGAGAAGGGGACGGGGCCUUCGCGCGGAGGCUGCUGGAGCUCGGCGCGCGCGUGGAUCGCCGAGGCCGGCAGGACCUGACCCCCUUGCAUCUGGCAGCGCGUAGCGGGCACGUCGAGCUCUCUCGGCUUCUUCUGGAUCAUGGCGCCGACCGGGCGCUGCGCUCGCAGCUGGGCACCGCGCUGGAGCUGGCCGCCCGCAGGAGCGGCUCCGAGCUGCGCGAGCUGCUCGCAGCCGCGUGA
This is a messenger RNA of Prorocentrum cordatum, 1155 nucleotides long. Lineage: Eukaryota; Dinophyceae; Prorocentrales; Prorocentraceae. The record is from the annotation of a GenBank genome assembly.